AGCUGUUUACAGUGCGUGAUGAAAAUUGGUCAAGUUGUAACAGCGACGUCUGUGUGUCAAGUUUUGCGAAUCUUCUCGAACGAAUUAAUAUUUAAACUUUCAUUACAAUUUAGAUUGCGAAUAAUUAGUGGAAAAAAGUCAACGUCCAAGAAAUUCAUUCGGCCAACAUAAAAAAAAAUCAUAAUCGGAAGAUUCCACACAUCUAUCAAUAAGUGAAAAAAAAAAAAAAAAAACAGAACGAUGAGGCCUGUCGUACGACUUGUCGAGGGUCAAUUGCGCGGUGUGGUCGAAACAUCGAUAAAAGGCAAACAAUACGCUGCUUUCAAGGGAAUUCCGUACGCCAAACCACCAAUCGGCGAGCUCAGAUUUCAAGAUCCGGAGCCUGCUGAGUCAUGGUCAAAUAUAAAAGAUGCUUCGAAGUUUGGAUCGAACUGCGCUCAAUUCGAUCCCAUGACCCGAACAAUAGUCGGAAGUGACGAUUGUUUGUAUCUGAACGUGUACACGCCGUCACACGAAACGUCUCCAUCUUCGGCUGUGCCGAAGCCUGUAAUGCUCUGGAUUCACGGUGGUGCAUUCGCCUACGGUUCCGGCGACGACAAGUUCUACGGACCUGAUUACAUUAUCGAAAACGAUGUGAUCCUCGUCACUAUUAAUUAUCGACUUGGUGUAUUCGGUUUUCUGAACUUGGAGGAUGGCGAAGUGAGCGGUAAUCAAGGCCUCAAGGAUCAGCUACUCGCCCUCAAAUGGGUACAGAAAAACAUCGAAAAUUUCGGUGGUGACCGGGAAAAUGUAACAAUUUUUGGCGAGAGCGCUGGUGGCGCGUCCGUUCACUAUCUCGCUUUAUCUCCUUUGGCCAAAGGGCUCUUCCACAAAGCAAUAUCCCAGAGCGGAGUAAUUCUGAAUCCUUGGGCAAGUAUGGCAAACUCGCCAAAAUUGUAUGCACAAAAAUUAUCUUCGGCGUUGGGCAAAGAAAUAACCGAUCCGAGAUUACUUGUGGAAUAUCUUCGGAGUUUCGAUGCUGAAAGACUCGUCGAGGCGGACGAAAAGAUCUGUCAGGAGAUCGGGAAAAACGGUUCUCGUUGCUUUACGCCGAGCAUCGACUCAACAUCGAAAAAUCCAUUUCUUCCGGUGUCAGUGGAAAUUGCUUCUCGGGAAAGCGUCAAUGUACCGUACAUGAUAGGUCAUAUGAGUCACGAAGGAAUCCUGUAUCUCGCAAACAUCAAUGACAGAAAAUUGGCUUUGUACGAUUCUUCUUUGGAGCGGGUGUUCAGUCCUGGAGUGAUAAAAGUACUGAAUGAUCGGGGACUCAGUGUUUCUGAUCUGAGAAAUAUUUAUUUUGGGAACAAACCCGUGUCGUCGGAAACUCUUGAUAAUUACGUGAAAAUGCAGUCGGAUGUUCAAUUUCUCUCUGGAAUUCACGAGGUGGCUGCUAUUCAAGCUGUCAAAAGCAAAUGUCCAACGUACUUUUACAAGUUCUCUUACGACAGCGGACAUUCCGGGGUCAAAGCCAUUUUCGGACUGGAUAUGCCCGGUGCUUGCCACGCCGAUGAUCUCAGUUAUAUAUUCUACCCCAAAUUAAUGGCAUCGUUUGGAAUUCCACCACCCGAGCCCACUUCUACGGAACAUCUCGUUAUGGAGCGUGUUACACAAAUGUGGACGAAUUUUGCUAAAACAGGGAAUCCCACACCAGCUGUAACGAAAACGUUACCGGUAACGUGGCAACCCUUGAAAAAUCCUGAUCACUUUGAAUGUUUACACAUCACCGACGACCUUCGUAUGGAAUCGAUAACGAACGUCAACAAAAAACUGGUGAAAAAAUCUACGAGCCAGUUGUGAACAGAUUAAAUUAAACAAAUAAAAAACCAAGUUGAAACGUUGCUUCGAGUCACAUAUUCUUUACCCAUAAACGGCGUUUUUCGGAUUGUUGUAUGUUGAAAAAUAAAGACAAAUUUUAUUUUAAAAAUUA
Molecule: messenger RNA, 1966 nt
Organism: Venturia canescens
Lineage: Eukaryota; Metazoa; Arthropoda; Insecta; Hymenoptera; Ichneumonidae
Product: juvenile hormone esterase-like
Exons: 8
Coding region: 241-1836 (531 amino acids)
Molecular function (GO): serine hydrolase activity
Source: RefSeq, a predicted model, not a curated record